AUGCCUCUGAAAUUUGCAGUUCCGUUCGGACUUCGAUCGUCAUCGCGGUUUCUUGGACUGGCCAUCCAACUGGCCGAGGAUGGAUGCAGUUGUGCCACGCGUUCGUUUUCUAUUUAUUUACAAUAUUAUUUACCUCAAAUUGCAUACGAUGCGAUUGUGCUAUUCUCAUCACAUUUGGAUCGAAUGGAUAAAAACUGGCGUUCGGAUCCUUUUUGGAGAGAUUUGUACCCUCGUUGGGCAGAGCCAAUCUUUAAAGAGGGAAUCGAUAUAAAAACAAAAAUUACGAACGAUUCUGAGCGGUUCGCUGUCGACGUUGACGCGUAUCAAUUUCGUCCCGAGGAAAUACAGGUGAAAACUGUGGACGAUACGCUGCUGAUUGAAGGUCGUCAUGAGGACGUUCGUGAUCGUGACAAUUUCACGAAAAUGUAUUUCGUCAGAAAAUAUCAACUGCCAUCUGACAUCGAUCCGGUGGACGUGUGCAGUUCCAUCGAUAGCAGUGGUCGUUUGACUGUUGAAGCAGUGAAACGUCAACGUUAUGUGGCUGGACGGGAGCGUGUCAUUCCUAUUGAAGGCCCGUCUAGAAGGGGUGAAACUCGUACUCAGUUCCGUAGCGAGAGUCCUCGUGAAAGAGAUCGCAGUGAAUCUGAAACGUACCACAGCACUGAAACGCAAGAGCGUCGCUCACCACAGACACACUCGUCACAUACCUACUAUCAUGAAACGUCCAGAAGUGGAGGCACUCAAGGCGCAACUCAACCACAACAAAUAACAACUCAUUUCGCUCCACGAACUGAUGAUCAGCGUAGCUUCGAAACGCGUGAGAAGCGUGAACGGGAAUAUCGUUCAGAGGUGAACAAAGAGUAUCGCAGCGAGUCGCGCGAUUCGCAUCGUGAUCAAUAUCAUCAGGACGGAUCGUUGGAUCGUACUCGCUAUCGUGUCGAUUCACCGUCAGCGUCGAAUCGUCAGAACGGUUCAACGAAUUACGAUGGCGCUAAUAAGACCGAGUCAAAAUCCUCGGUCAGAAGUGUUCAAAUACUCCGAAAGACCUUCCAAUAA
Molecule: messenger RNA, 1056 nt
Organism: Anisakis simplex (herring worm)
Lineage: Eukaryota; Metazoa; Nematoda; Chromadorea; Rhabditida; Anisakidae
Source: the annotation of a GenBank genome assembly